CGCUCUGCUAGUGACAACUGAGGUGAUGCAGUUUCCUUUUCUGAAAGAACCCCAGAUUGGAGCCCUCCUUGCAUGUCAAUGCUGACAUACAGACGAAUUCUUCAGAAAAUCCAAGAUUCAGGCAUUCUCCUUUGGAGACAUCAACCUCCGGAGUACAGCACACCUAAGGAAGCUUCCUGCCCCUGUCGUGGGAUAUGGCAGAGUCAGUAGACAAUGCUCUUUGUGAGAAGUUUGAGGCCAAUGCAUUCGCUAAACACCGCUGUCAGAACUGUUUUCAAGCUGCUGGUGUUCACCAGCACAAUAACCAGGCACCAGAGGAACAUGCAGUGGAGGCUCCUCACUGUGAUGCUGAAAGUGGGCCAGACCCCGGUGGACCCUGGGAUCCUUUGUGCAUCUUAGCACCCCGCUGUGAGCUCUACGUAUGUGCAAGGUCUGAGAGCAGGACCGAGAGCUGGCAGGAGAGCCUGGCAUAUACCCAAUUCAGCACCAAGACUGAAGAUGGCCCCAGAGAGACCAGCACCAGUAUCAACACUGAUGCCAACACCAGUACUGGACCUGACACCACACUCUCCAGGGACUGGGAGAUGACUAGGCUGCUGGAUGGCAUUUUGGAAUCAGACAAACCAGACAUGAUCUUCACAGGCCACCUGAAAGCAAUACGGGAAGCAGCCCUGCAGGCAGAGAGACCCAGGUGGGGUCAGACCUUUCCAUCUGGCCCCUGGGUGCGAGUAGACUCCCAGAGCUCUGUGAAAGGAGUCAACCCUUUGAAAGCAGAGUCUCAUCCCAUGAGCCAGACUUCUGGGAGUAGUUGGCCAAAGCACCAGAUAGAGAAUGGUUAUUUCUCCCUGGAGCGCCGAAAAUCUGAACCCAGUCAGCCUGCCUCCCCUCCCUGUGCCAGCCACAGCCCCUUUCCCCCACGCAGCGACUCAUUUGGGGCUGGCGGGCAUCGCACUUCCUCUGCCAGCUCCCUGAACUCUGAGACGAGCUGGCGCACAAGUGGCGGUGGUGAGGGGCGACAUGGGCUAGAGAGGCAGGAGUACACUGUGCUGGCUGACCUGCCGAAGCCCAAGCGGAUCAGCCACAAGGAGGCAUUUGACCGGGGACGCAGAAGCUCCCGCACUCGAAGCCCAGGUCGGGAUGAGGUGAAACGGCUCUUCGGAUCUGAGCGCAGGAAGACUGAGACCCUGGAGGCAUUCCAGGCCUUGGAAGAAGGCCGUGUGGACCAUCUGGAUGGCAAGCCCCCACAGCUGGCCAAGGGAGGCCGAUUAAUCAGAAGGCAGUCCAGCCCCACCUUGGCCAGAGAAGGGAGCAAGAGACUCCCAGGGCAGCUGGAACAGCAGGGCCGAGGCCGACGGGAAUCCUUGCACUCAGCGAACCCAGCUCAAGGAUCGGGCAGAGACAACAGGAGCCGACAGGACUCUUUGCACUCAGUGAGUUCAGCUCAGGGACGGGACAGGAACUGGAGGAAGCAAGGAGACCCUGGGGGUUCAGUCAUUCAACCAGACAGAGACUGGAGGAGUCGAGCAAAACCUGUAUGCCCCAUGAACAUGGACAGAGAACGAGUGCCCUUCCAAGUAUUGAACCCAGGGAAGCACAUGGACAGCCAUGGAAAAAGUCGAGGGGGCUCCCUGCACCCCACAAAACCCAUUAAGACCUUGGAUGCCAGCUGGACUGGCCAAGGGGGGCACCCACGUUCUCAGAGUCCUGGGAAGCACAUGGAGAGCACCUGGAAAAGCCAAAAGCCAGUCCACACUGCAAAUCCAGCGCUGAGCCCAGAGAGAAGGGGAACAAGCCCAGGAGGUUCCCUGAACCCUCUAAGCACUGGGAAGCAAAGAGAGAGCAACUGCCGAAGCUUGCUGGAGAAAACACCCCCUGCAAGCCCAGAGACAGGCACAGACAAUGACCGGAAAGGCCGGGGCAAGCCCCUGCGCCCCAUGAGCCCAACUCACUUACCACAGAAAAGCUGGAAGAGCAGAGGAGAGACCCCGCCCCAUGUGAGCCAAGCUCGAAGGCCAGCAAAGGACUGGUGGAGUCCUGAGAAGCCCUUGUGCCAUGUGAAUGUGAUGCAAAGGGACUGGAGAAGCCGAGGUGAGCACCUGCACUCAGGGAAGCAACCAAAGAGUAACUGGAAAAGCCCUGCAGGUCCUGUGCAGCAGUCUGAGAAUGCCUGGAAGAGUCCUGUGGCGUCCCCACCUUCCAAGAGUCAAAGACCAGCAAGUCCAGUACAACAGUCAGAGAAUAACUGGAGGAAUCCUGGGGGGUCACCGCCUCCCAGGAGCCAAAGACCUGUGAGUCCAGUGCAACGGUCAGAGAAUGACUGGAGGAGUCCUGGGGGAUCCCCAUCUUCCAGGAGUCAAAGACCAGUGAGUCCAGUGCAGUGGUCAGAGAACGAAUGGAAGAGUACUGAGUGGUCCCCACCCUCCAGGAACCCAGAGAAGCAAUGGGGGAACGAGUGGGAAGCCAAAGGCAACUUCUUGCAUCAAUCCCAGCUGGGUAGAGGCACAAUGCAACUCCUCAGCAGUGCCAGGCCACCUUCUCCAGGAAGCCAAGACCUUUAUCUGGAUGCCAGUGAGAAAUACAAGCCGGAUCUCCUCAAUUUCAAGAAAGGAUGGAUGUCCAUACUGGAUGGGCCAGGAGAGUGGAAGAAGCACUGGUUUGUGCUGACGGACUCAAGCCUGAGAUAUUACAGGGACUCCAGUGCUGAAGAGGCUGAUGAGCUGGAUGGUGAGAUUGACUUGCGCUCCUGCACAGAUGUGACAGAAUAUGCAGUGCAACGCAACUACGGCUUCCAGAUACAUACGAAAGAUGCUGUCUUCACUCUAUCAGCGAUGACCUCGGGAAUCCGGAGGAAUUGGAUUGAGGCAUUGAGGAAGAACGUGCGUCCUGCCAGUGCUCCAGAUGUCACCAAGCUGUCUGACUGCAACAAGGAAAACUCCUUCAGUAGUUAUGUACCCCAAAAGAGCUCCCUCCGUUCGGAGGAGCAGCGUUCAGGCACGGGGUCAGAGGUUAUCUUCAAGGGCAGUUACCGGAAAGCAGACGGACAGCGCCAGGCUUUCAACUAUGUGGAGCUGUCCCCCCUGCAGCAGGGCCCCUUGAACCAAGGGUCCCCACAGCGGACGAGAGGGAGUUUGAGGGUCUUUGACAGAACAUUCAAGCAUGAGGAGCUGGAACGGGACCUGGCCGUCCGCUCGGAGGAGAGGCGGAAGUGGUUCGAGGCUCCUGACAGUGGAGUCCUGCAGACUGAUGGCCCAGCUCGGGAUCUCUUCCGCAAGGGGUGUGAGAAGGAGCCUAUGGGCCAGUCCCUGUCCGAGGAGCAGCGCAGUCGGCUGAAGGAAGAGAUUGAGAAGAAGUGGCUGGAGCUGGAAUGCUUGCCCCUGAGGGAGUCGAAGAGAGUCCCCCUGACAGCACUGCUGGACCAGAGCAGAGAGAGCCACAGGGACACCAGUGAAGCAUUGGAGAAGGAGGUUCAGUCCCUGAGGGCACAGCUGGAAUCCUGUCGUGUUGGUGGUGAGAGCCUUCGUGACACUGCAAAGCCUCAUGGAGAUGGCAGUGUGCCUCGAGGCUACAUCUCCCAGGAGGCCUGUGAGCGCAGCUUGGCAGAGAUGGAGUCUUCCCACCAGCAGGUCAUGGCAGAGCUGCAGCGGCAUCACCAGCGGGAGCUGGAGCGGCUGCGACAGGAGAAGGAGAGGCUCCUGGCUGAGGAGGCGGCAGCUACAGCCGCAGCCAUUGAAGCACUGAAGAAGGCCCACCAGGAGGAGCUGAAUAAAGAGCUGGGCAGGACGCGCAGCUUCCAGGAUGGUGGGUCCAGCUCUGACGCACUUCAGAGGCAGCACCAGUUGGACCUGGCUUCUCUGAAGCGGGAGCUGCAGGUUCUUUCUGAGCAAUACUCCCAGAAGUGCCUGGAAAUAGGGAACCUCACAGAAAAGGCAGAAGAGCGGGAGCAGAUGCUGCAGUGCUGUCAGCAGGAGGGGAAGGAACUCCUCCGGCAGAACCAGGAUCUGCAAGCACGCCUGUCGGAGGAGAUUGGGAGGCUACGGACCUCCAUCGCUUCUCAUGGUUCUGGGGAUGGGGCCUUGCACGAUAAUGAGAGGAGCUCCUGCGAGCUAGAGGUGCUGCUUCGAGUGAGAGAAAAUGAGCUCCAGUAUCUGAAGAAAGAGAUUCAGUGUCUUCGGGAGGAGCUGCAGAUGAUGCAGAAGGAUAAGAGGUUUGCCUCGGGGAAAUACCAGGAUGUCUACGUGGAGCUGAAUCACAUCAAGGUGCGCUCAGAGCAGGAAAUCGAGCAGCUGAAGGAGCAUCUGCGCCUGGCCAUGGCGGCUUUGCAGGAGAAGGAGACGCUGUGUAACAGCAUUGCUGAAUAGAGGUCCGUUUUAUUCUGCUCCUCACUUGUUGGGAAGUGGUGGCUGCAUCCUAUCCAUUCACACAACCUUCCUAGAACCCAUCCCCUCGUGCCUUCCAAUGAAUCCCUGUCCCAUGUGCCUGCGUAACUGAGCACGCCAUUUGGACUGGCUCCAACAUGCACCUUCUUCAGGAUUUUAUAUGUGAAAAGAUAUUUUAUAGAGUUUUUGGGGGUUUUUUUGGAAGGGGAGGGGAACAUUUUAAGCUACUAUAUCUUUUAGCCAGCAGCUGAAGACAGACUUUGUAUUCCCUGCUGCCCCUUCUGGCCACGAGUGCACACAGGCUCUAGAGUGGCUGUCUUGUAGCACUCUCCUUCUUCUUCAAAUGUUUGUGUGAGCCCACUUGGAUGUGCUAGAAUGACUGACUGUGGCCCACAGCAGCCUGUGCAAGAGACAAACUAACCAUAGCAGGGCAAGCAAUGGCUCCAUCUGCCCUGGGCACAUCCAUGGGGAGAUGGUGGUGAGAGACCAUGUGACCAAGUCUAUCGGUGACUAUCCUCCAACUCAGAGUACUGCACUAAAGGCAGAUUCCUGCAGGAGUAGGCCAGCUGUCUGUCUCACUGUGAGGCUGGUGCCUACCGCAGUGUGGGACAAGCCUGCCUUCUGCCUGCACACCCCUGGGGAGUAGUGGACACUUUCCAUGAGCCGCUGCUGCCUCUGCCAGAGCCAAAUAACAAAGGCAGCUGCUGCUCCGCUGCACAGCUCAUAGUUUAACUUAAUAAAAAUAUUCCGAUAUUGCAGGGGAUCUUGUAUGACUGUUGCAUUGGCCUCAGAGUCAUUGAUGGUGUCAAGUCAGGCUUGUCCUUUACACAGCAUCUUUGAACCUUCACGUUGGAGGAUGGCUCCUUGCUUUAUCGAAUCAGCAGUGUCCAGCAAGGGCUGCCAGUUGUGCCUAGAGACUUUGAUGUAAGAACUGACAUUCUGGGUCAGACCAAAGGUCUGUCCAACCCUGUAUAUCUUGUCUCUAAUAGUGGCCAGUAGCAGAUGCUUUCUAGAGCAGUGGCAUCAACAUAACGCUUGUGGGCCAGCUCUGGCCCCUGGAGGUGUCAUCUAGCUUAUAAGGCUUCUCAGUGGCUGAACCACUUUGUUCCAUGGAUUUGGCCUACAGGGUUUGUUGCCAUAGCUUCAGUAUUAAUCACUGCUACUUUAGUGUGGCUUCAGAAACCAGGGAGUUAAUUCCACUUGCCUUUCCCUCUUGAGGUUUGUAGGUGCCCCUGGCAGGGGGGUUUGGGGGACAAGCGGCAGCAGCAACAUCAUUCACUCCCUGGGUUCUGGAGAUGUGCCAAAACAGUGGCUCUGGCAGCAGUGGGGACUUAUGCCACCGCCAUUCAUGCGUUGUCCAGUUUGAAGGGCCCAAUGACCCUUUGGUUAGACACCCCUGCUUCAGAGAGAGCAUCACGAACAGCUUGCCUAAAGUGUUCCAUCACCUGUCGGACUCCCCCAGUCUCCAGCAAUGGGUUACAUCCCUGACUUUUAUGGUUAAUAGCCCCUGAUGGAUCUAGUCUGUACCCAGUUAUUUAAUCCCCUUUUGAACCUUGUUAGACUUUUGGCCUCCUCAACAUCCUGUGGCAGUGAAGCUCUGCAUAUUCAUGAUGCACUGUGCUUUAAAAGGAAAAAAAGGACUUCUUUUUGGUUUGUUUUAAACCUGCUGCCUGAUAAUGUCACUCCUCCCCGUAGUUCUUUUAUUAUAGUAGAUGUAAUGAAUAAUACUGCCCUAUUCACUUUUUCCAGACUAUGAUUUUUAUAGCUCUGUCAUAUCCCACUCAAAUUUUUUCAAAGCUGAAGACUCCUAGUCUUUUCUGUCUCUCUUUAUAUAGCAGCUGUUCCAUAGCCCUGAUCAGUUUGUUGCCAUUCUCUGUACCUGUUCUAGUUAUGUUGCAUCCUUGUUGAAAUGGGGUGACCAGAACUGCACACAGCAUUCAAGAUGGGGUGCUUCAUGGAAUUAUAUUUUCAUAGAUUUCAUAGACGUUCGGGCUAGAAGGCUGGAGGAUCAUUGAGUCCAGCCCCCUACCCCAGGGGCAGGAAGUCAGCAGGGAUCAUAGGAUCCCAGCAAG
This is a messenger RNA of Alligator sinensis (Chinese alligator), 6448 nucleotides long. It is a transcript of the gene TRIOBP, whose product is annotated as TRIO and F-actin binding protein. NCBI's taxonomy places the organism in Eukaryota, Metazoa, Chordata, Crocodylia, Alligatoridae. Gene Ontology annotation, biological process: actin filament organization; positive regulation of substrate adhesion-dependent cell spreading. The transcript has 22 exons. The record is from RefSeq and is a predicted model, not a curated record. Gene Ontology annotation, cellular component: actin cytoskeleton. Gene Ontology annotation, molecular function: actin filament binding. The coding region runs from base 195 to 4358 and encodes 1387 amino acids.